AUCUCAACUUCGCUGGCCUCGGACAACGUCCACCGGAGCCCUUCUCGGUUGUCGAAGCGUGAAAAGAAGUUGAUUCACCCAGGGUAAAACCAUAACAUGGUGGUGUUGGAGGAACAACUUCGAAGUGUUUUAACCCUCAAAGUCUUCGUCGGCGAUCGACAUCCAUCCUCCUCUGCGUACAGUGAUGCCUCGUUCAGGCCUUUACACAUUGGCUGGAUGACAUUCAUUGGACUUUGGGGCCGCCCAUUACCGUCUAAAAGUACACACCUAUCUUGGCUAAACUUGUCGCACCCUUGUCGCACCACUUCAUCCUCUCCACAACUGCCCGAAAAAGCGCUGUUCCUAGUCUGUGGCCUAGACCCGAUGAUGAAUGCUAUCGCUGGUCCCCGUGCACGGGAUCUCACAUUAAGCCAAAUGCGAGGCGCAUUAGGGCGCUUGGAUUCACAGCUGGCCCAAGUUAGAAAGCUUUGAAGCUAAAUCCUAUCUGUAUGUCAUCGUUCGGGUUGG
Messenger RNA from Cantharellus anzutake, 507 nucleotides. RefSeq lists its product as uncharacterized. The record is from RefSeq and is a predicted model, not a curated record. Bases 97 to 471 code for a protein of 124 amino acids. The transcript has 3 exons. Lineage: Eukaryota; Fungi; Basidiomycota; Agaricomycetes; Cantharellales; Hydnaceae.